This is a messenger RNA of Cylindrotheca closterium, 1407 nucleotides long. The record is from the annotation of a GenBank genome assembly. NCBI's taxonomy places the organism in Eukaryota, Bacillariophyta, Bacillariophyceae, Bacillariales, Bacillariaceae.
AUGGGGCAACCUGGAAACAUUUUUCUCCUGAGGGUUCUUACACCACGUCACGUCGCUACGCACCAGAGCCGUCACAUCCUUCCUGCCCAUGGUGGACCGCACCGCUUCCCUCUGACGUUCUUCGCGCUACGGUUCGCCCCAUCACUGGAUCUUACAGUGUUCUUCUUACAGGUACUGGCCGUGCCUCUGAACCGUCCCCUCCCAACAGCCCAUCCAUCCUUCAAGCGUGGCAGACGGCUGCCGAGCUUUGCACGGACUAUUUUGGGUGGGUUCCAGAUGAGAUCGGUUCACGGUGAUGAAGCCACCUUAGCUGAUGCUCUGUUGGAAGGUCACCUGCGCGUGAUCAGCGAUGGAUCCUUCAAGAACGAGUUAGAAACCGCGGCGGUUCAACUCUUGGCGAAGCAGGGAGGGUGCAAUCGAAUCAUCAUCCGGUGUCAGACCCCCGGUUUGCCCCAGGAUCAGAGCCCAUACCGCAGCAAACUCAUUGGUCUGUUGGCCGGUAUAAUGGCGGUUGAUUGGCUCCUUAAGCAAUGGUUCCCAAAUCUUUUGACGUGCCCCAAGGUGCGGAUUGCUUGCGAUGGUCUCUCUGCCAUUGAGAUGGCUUUUGAAGAUCGCCCACUGUCUCCAACUGAUGCCCAGUUUGACUUGGUGUCGUCCAUUCGGGAAGCUAUCCUUCGGUCCUCGGUGGAUUGGGCGCCCCAGCACGUGUAUGGACAUCUUGACAAGUCCAAUCUCUUUGACGAACUUUCUUGGUGGGAGAAACGAAACCUUGAGAUGGAUGGAAUGGCGGUGGAGUACCGUAAGGAACUUGAGACGGCCAAUCAUCUCAUAGCCCCCAAUCCUCGUUUCUUCACUGAACUUGCGGCAUUGUACGUGGCGGACACCAAACAGUCACGCCUUGAUCCUCAGUUCAUCCAAGAGUGUGUGACCCUUCCCGCCCUACGCUCGCGCUGGAGGGACAAAGGUACUAUCUCGGCCGCAGCCGAGUCUAAGAUCGCCUGGGACACACUUGGCCGAGCCAUGCGUUCCCUCCCUGCAGGACUACAAAGGUGGUCUACUAAACAUUGUGUGGGCAUGUGUGGCACAGGUAAAUUUAAAGUUCUAUGGGGUUUGGAGACAUCGGCAGCUUGCCCACGCUGUGGCGAUUUUGAGGAUCAUCUUCACGCUCCCCGUUGCCGCGCUGCUUUGGCAACAGUUGAAUGGGACCGUCGCACUGCAGCCUUCUCCGCGUGGCUGGACCUGCAAUUGACGGGCCCUUCCAUCAAAACAGCGAUCCUACAGCUUCUUCACGGCGUUCGCACACCUACUACGUCCCCUCUAAGGACCAUCUCUCCUUCGGUUCAUAUUCCAAAAAAACACACAAUUAAAAACCACACGCAAAUCCGGGUUCCAAAACAGCACCUCUAG